This is a messenger RNA of Tarenaya hassleriana, 2452 nucleotides long. Its product is annotated as laccase-17. Gene Ontology annotation, cellular component: apoplast. The coding region runs from base 309 to 2258 and encodes 649 amino acids. Gene Ontology annotation, molecular function: copper ion binding; hydroquinone:oxygen oxidoreductase activity. The transcript is spliced from 6 exons. The record is from RefSeq and is a predicted model, not a curated record. Gene Ontology annotation, biological process: lignin catabolic process. NCBI's taxonomy places the organism in Eukaryota, Viridiplantae, Streptophyta, Magnoliopsida, Brassicales, Cleomaceae.
CUUGGGAGUUCUACAUUGGUUCAAGAGAUCUGUUUUCAAAGAUUCUGUGAUGAAUAAAACUGAAAAUUUAACUGAAGCCAAGUAGAAGUAAAAAAACAGGAACUGAAACUAUUAUUACCUAAAACUAGUUGGCACUUUCUUGGAUCUAAGUCGUGUCUUGUAAAGGAAACAGAAUGUAAGGGCUCAAACAGACAAGAGGUCAAAGGAAACUGGAUUAUCUUUGACACCACUCUUUAGCUGUUCAUGCUCUAACAACAACAGGUCAAUAUCAGAGCUUCCAAAGCGAGCUUCUCUACCAAUCAAUUCCCAUGUUUCAUAAAAAUUGCUUAUAUUUUUUUUCUCUAUCUCAUGUUUCAAGCAAAGACCUAACCCAACCUCCUUCCUAUAUAUUCACUUUGGUUCAAACCCAUGAACCCAUACACAAGAAAAAAGAAAGGAAAAAACAGGGAAAAGGUUUCAGUAACCACCUGCUUAGAACCGGAAACAUCGUUAAUUUCUUCCAAAGUUACAGAGCAAUGGCGGAUUUCACAGUGUAUCAGCUUCUUUUCUAUGUCUUGGUUUGCAUUCUCAUAGUUCUUCCUCGGCCUGCAUUUGGAAUUACAAGACAUUAUAAGCUCGAAAUCAAAAUGCAAAACGUGACACGUCUCUGCCACACGAGGAGCAUUGUUUCGGUUAACGGGCAGUUCCCAGGGCCUCGGCUUGUGGCAAGAGAAGGCGACCGCCUUCUGAUAAAAGUCGUCAACCAUGUUUCAAACAAUAUCUCCAUUCACUGGCAUGGGAUCCGGCAGUUGCGGUCUGGUUGGGCUGACGGACCAGCAUACAUAACACAGUGUCCUAUUCAAACAGGACAGAGUUAUGUCUAUAACUACACCAUUAUCGGACAGAGAGGCACACUCUGGUACCAUGCUCACGUUUCAUGGUUAAGAUCAACGAUCUACGGUCCGCUCAUCAUUCUUCCCAAACGAGGUGUUCCUUACCCGUUUGCCAAACCUUACAAAGAAAUUCCCAUGAUCUUUGGGGAGUGGUUCAAUGCAGACCCCGAGGCAAUCAUUAACCAAGCACUUAAAACAGGAGGUGGUCCUAAUGUUUCAGAUGCCUACACAAUCAAUGGCCUUCCCGGUCCAUUAUAUAACUGCUCAGCUAAAGACACAUUCAGACUCAGAGUGAGACCUGGGAAAACAUACCUUUUACGGCUAAUGAAUGCUGCACUCAAUGACGAACUCUUCUUCAGCAUUGCAAACCAUACAGUAACAGUUGUUGAAGCUGAUGCCAUCUAUGUUAAGCCAUUUGAGACGGACACCAUCUUAAUUGCUCCAGGCCAGACCACGAACGUUCUCCUGAAGACGAAAUCUCAAUACCCGAAAGCCUCAUUCUUCAUGACUGCUAGGCCAUAUGUCACAGGUCAAGGCACUUUCGAUAACUCUACGGUUGCAGGCAUAUUAGAAUAUGAACCACCGAAAAGCACCAAAGCCAUUCACUCAAAGACCUCUAUCAAGAACCUUCAACUCCUUAAACCAGUGCUUCCUGCCCUUAAUGACACAAAUUUCGCUACCGCCUUCAUCAAUAAACUGCGCAGCCUGAACAGCAAGAGAUUCCCAGCAACCGUGCCUAAAGAGGUCGAUCAGAAAUUCUUCUUCACGGUAGGAUUGGGAACUAACCCUUGCAGCCAAAAGAACCAGUCGUGCCAGGGACCUAAUGGCACGAUGUUUGCAGCCUCGGUCAACAAUAUCUCCUUCAUAAUGCCCACAACAGCUCUCCUCCAAUCUCACUAUUCCGGCCAGUCUCAUGGAGUAUACAGCCCAUAUUUUCCACAUGAUCCCCUCAUCCCAUUUAACUACACUGGGAAUCCACCAAAUAACACCAUGGUUAGUAAUGGGACAAAGCUGCUGGUUCUACCCUUUAAUACCAGCGUCGAGCUGGUGAUGCAAGACACCAGUAUUCUAGGUGCUGAAAGCCAUCCUCUUCACCUUCAUGGAUUUAACUUCUUUGUUGUCGGCCAAGGGUUUGGGAAUUUCGACCCUAAAAAGGAUCCCAAGAACUUCAAUCUUGUCGACCCGAUAGAGAGAAACACAGUCGGUGUCCCAUCUGGUGGUUGGGUAGCCAUUCGGUUCCUUGCAGAUAACCCAGGAGUGUGGUUCAUGCACUGUCACCUGGAAGUACACACCAGCUGGGGUUUGAAGAUGGCUUGGCUCGUUUUAGAUGGAGAUACACCUGACCAGAAGCUUCUUCCUCCUCCGGCAGAUUUGCCAAGAUGCUGAAACCCACCUUCCUGCUCUGCCAUUCGAGUCCUUUUUUGUGUCUCAUCUGUUUUAUUUUUCUGAUUUCAAGCUCUUUGCAUUUCUCCGGCCAUUUAACAAUUUGAGAUGAGGUCGUUUUGUGUUAAAUAAAUUGUUUUUGUCGGUUUGUAUACAUGAGAUCAAUUUCUGUUAAACUUGAGUUCUCCUUUUGCUCA